AUGGAGAACUCCAAGAACCACAAUGGUCUCGGAGUCAACAAGGUCAUCAAGAAGGAGGCCGCAGCCGUCAACCGCGGGCCGCCACUCCCGCGCCAGCCGCGCGUCUACAACAUCCGCAGUAGCGACUUCCGGUCAGUGGUUCAGCAGCUCACCGGCGCCUCCUCUGCCCUUCCUCGCCCGCGCCGCCUCAACCAGUCCCGUCCCCCGCCGCUACAGGCUCCCGUUCCUCCCCGCCCCGCCCCUCUCGCGCCGCCACCCGCCGAGUCUCCCUUCUCCGCCUACUUGCGCUUCCUGGAGACCUCCCUCCUCCACUCCGACGGGCCCCGCCGCGCCGCCGCCUCGUCCCUUCAUCCUCCUUCUCCGCCGCCGCUCGACCUUCAGUCGCCCAGCGAGUUCUUGCACCUGCAGUCACCUGGGUUCCUCCACCCUCAGCUGCCUCUCUCUCCCAGCAACCCGUUCUCGCCGCUGGCCUUUCAACCUCUGCCGCCGCCGUCGCCGGACGUGCUCUUCCCUCGGUCUCCUAUCUGGAAGGAUCUGUAA
Musa acuminata AAA Group (dessert banana) is the source of this 540-nucleotide messenger RNA. Its product is annotated as protein HAIKU1-like. Bases 1 to 540 code for a protein of 179 amino acids. The record is from RefSeq and is a predicted model, not a curated record. NCBI's taxonomy places the organism in Eukaryota, Viridiplantae, Streptophyta, Magnoliopsida, Zingiberales, Musaceae. The transcript has a single exon.